CCAGGUCGAAGCAGCAGCGAAAUGCUGAUUGGAGAGGUCGACGUAGCAAUGCGCAAUGACAUUGAUGGUAAUCCAAGCCACGAAGCCUACACCAAUCCACCAUUCACCAAGAGCUGCAUCGUAAACAAUAAAACCUUCGCGCAUAGCGAAAUGAUCCCAUCGGACGACCGUGGUUCGCAUUGCUUAUGUGUAGCAGGUGAGGUAUACUGCUGGUGGCAAACUUACGCCGGCUCACUCAGUACGAGCGUUUUCGGACUCAAGAUCUCGAAAAGUUCCACUGCAGAGCCACCCACGACAUUGGCAAAGACUUACUCGACUUUGGUUAAAGAAUUAAGUGAGAAUUCCGAAGCGUCGGAGAAGUGGGUGUACGAAGCCUCGGGCGAAAUGCAAGACGAAGAGGAGUCCUUAAAGGGCAAGGACAUUUUCAAAGGUUCCCUCAUGGCCAUCAGCACAAAUUCAACAGCCAUAACAAUACCAAUGACGCCUGCGUAUUCAACUCGGAUGCCAGUUACAUGCCUUGUUAUGGGACGGACUUAUCAUCAAGGUGAAGUACUUCCGCACUCAACGGGAAACUGCGUCGAGUGUAGUUGCGGUGAUGAAGGGCGUAUCGAGUGCUCGCCAAGGGAUUGCGUGGGUCUAAGGCUUCAAAAUACCGGUGACGACGACUUUGAACUUUUCGACGUCGACCAUGACCGGGGCAACGAGGGGAGCUUUUGAAGGAGCACUGAAAUUUUAAUAGAUAACGACACUGGACGAAAUCAUAUUGAACUUGGUCGGAUCGUUUCAUCCGCGUAGUAAUUUUUCUUUU
This is a messenger RNA of Ceratosolen solmsi marchali, 808 nucleotides long. RefSeq lists its product as uncharacterized. The record is from RefSeq and is a predicted model, not a curated record. The transcript is spliced from 4 exons. Lineage: Eukaryota; Metazoa; Arthropoda; Insecta; Hymenoptera; Agaonidae. The coding region runs from base 22 to 717 and encodes 231 amino acids.